Calypte anna (Anna's hummingbird) is the source of this 8750-nucleotide messenger RNA. It is a transcript of the gene NCOA2, whose product is annotated as nuclear receptor coactivator 2. Gene Ontology annotation, cellular component: nucleus. Gene Ontology annotation, molecular function: nuclear receptor binding; protein dimerization activity. The transcript is spliced from 24 exons. Gene Ontology annotation, biological process: cellular response to hormone stimulus; positive regulation of transcription by RNA polymerase II. The record is from RefSeq and is a predicted model, not a curated record. The coding region runs from base 510 to 4907 and encodes 1465 amino acids. Lineage: Eukaryota; Metazoa; Chordata; Aves; Apodiformes; Trochilidae.
AGAAGGGGAGGAGGAGGAGGAGGGCGAGUGGUGGGAGGGUCUCCAUUGAAAUAAACAAGCAGGCAGUUAUUAAAACGGGAACAUGGCGGCCGCAGCCCCAGCUUCAGCUUCAUCCUACAAAGCGAAGGUCAGCGCUGGCGGCAGCCGCAGCGAGAGACGGCACUGACCCCGCAGGCUUGAGAUGUAUCUGAGUAGUGAGGACCCCUGCUCACACAGACCCUAGAAAUCAUUGCCCCCCUCGCUGUGUCCUUGAACCCCUGCUCUGUUCCCUGCACAGGAUGGACUUGCUUUGGGAAUGAAUCUGGUUGAUGCAGUGGAGAAGGCUCUUCUCUGUAGUACCCCUGCCUCACUUCCAGCAGAAAUCCGGACGCGUGUGGUGGGCGAGGCAGGGGAUCGCGGGAGACAGGAGCUGUUGUGGUGCAGCUGCAUGCUGCCUUGGCAAACAGGACUCUCUCCCUGGCUGUGCUGCAGACUUCCUGGGUGAUGCUUGUUGCUGAUAUGUGUUCAAGAUGAGUGGGAUGGGAGAAAACACCUCUGACCCAUCCAGGGCAGAGUCAAGAAAGCGCAAGGAUCCCGAUCAGCUUGGACCCAGCCCUAAAAGAAGCACUGAGAAACGCAAUCGUGAGCAAGAGAAUAAAUACAUAGAAGAACUUGCAGAGCUGAUUUUUGCAAAUUUCAAUGAUAUUGACAACUUUAACUUUAAACCUGACAAAUGUGCAAUCUUGAAAGAAACUGUGAAGCAAAUUCGUCAGAUAAAAGAACAAGAAAAAGCAGCAGCAGCUAACGAAGAUGAAGUGCAAAAAGCAGAUGUAUCAUCUACUGGCCAGAGCGUCAUUGACAAGGAUGCACUUGGACCAAUGAUGCUUGAGGCCCUAGAUGGCUUCUUCUUUGUAGUGAACCCAGAAGGCAAUGUUGUGUUUGUUUCUGAGAAUGUGACACAGUACCUGAGGUACAACCAAGAAGAGCUGAUGAACACAAGCAUAUACAGCAUCCUGCAUGUAGGGGACCACAAUGAAUUUGUCAAAAUCCUGCUGCCAAAAUCUUUAGUGAAUGGGGGAUCUUGGUCUGGUGACACUCCUAGGCGUAAUAGCCAUACCUUUAAUUGUCGGAUGCUGGUAAAACCUGUUGCUGAUUCUGAAGAAGGCCAUGAUAACCAGGAAGCACAUCAGAAAUAUGAAACUAUGCAGUGCUUUGCUGUUUCUCAACCAAAUUCCUUCAAGGAGGACGGUGAAGAUUUGCAGUCUUGCUUGAUUUGUGUUGCAAGAAGAGCUCCAAUGAAGGAAAGGCCACUUCUUCCUUCAUCUGAGAGCUUUACUACUCGCCAGGAUCUACAAGGCAAAAUAACUUCACUGGACACAAGUACCAUGAGAGCAGCUAUGAAACCUGGCUGGGAGGAUUUGGUGAGAAGAUGCAUUCAGAGGUUCCAUUCACAACAUGAGGGAGAAAUAUCAUUUGCCAAGAGGCAUCACCAGGAAGUGCUGAGGCAGGGACUGGCAUUUAGUCCUGUCUAUAGGUUUUCCUUGUCUGAUGGCACAAUCGUUUCUGCCCAAACGAAGAGCAAGCUCAUCCGUUCUCAGACAACGAGUGAACCUCAGCUUGUAAUCUCCCUGCAUAUGCUUCACAGAGAGCAGAAUGUCUGUGGAAUGAAUCAGGAUUUGACUGGACAAGGAAUGGGGAAGAUACUGAACCCAAUUAGCUCCAGCAGCCCUGCCCAUCAGGCCAUGUGCAGUGGGAACCCAGGUCAGGAUAUGACCAUCAGUAGCAAUAUAAAUUUUGCCAUAAAUGGCCCAAAGGAACAAAUGGGCAUGCCAGCAGGCAGGUUUGGUGGUUCAGGGGGAAUGAACCAUGUGUCAAGCAUACAAGCAUCCACUCCUCAGGGUAGCAACUAUGCACUAAAAAUGAAUAGCCCCUCACAAAGCAGCCCCGGCAUGAACGCAGGGCAGCCAAACUCUAUGCUUUCCCCAAGGCAUCGUGUGAGCCCUGGAGUGGCAGGAAGCCCACGCAUCCCACCCAGUCAGUUCUCCCCUGCAGGAAGCUUGCAUUCGCCCGUGGGAGUCUGCAGCAGCACAGGAAAUAGCCAUAACUACACCAACAGUUCCCUGAACGCACUUCAGGCCCUCAGCGAGGGCCACGGCGUUUCUCUAGGAUCGUCGUUGGCUUCACCUGACCUAAAAAUGGGAAAUUUACAAAAUUCCCCUGUGAGUAUGAAUCCUCCCCAGCUAAGCAAGAUGGGAAGCCUGGACUCUAAAGACUGCUUUGGACUCUACGGGGAGCAAUCAGAAGGUACAACUGGACAAGCAGAGAGUGGCUGCCACUCAGGAGAACAGAAAGACAGUAGCGAGAGCAACAUGCCCCCAGCUGUCAGUGGCGAGAGACCUGAUGGACAGAAUAAACUGCAUGAUGGAAAAAGCCAGACAAAGCUCUUGCAAUUGCUCACCACCAAAUCGGAUCAGAUGGAGCCUUCACCUUUGUCCAGUACCAUGGGAGAUGUUAGCAAGGACUCCACGGGAGGAUUGCCUGGGUCUGGUUCGGCACACGGAACCUCGCUCAAGGAGAAGCAUAAAAUUUUGCACAGACUCUUGCAGGACAGUAGUUCUCCUGUAGAUUUGGCCAAGCUCACAGCAGAGGCCACAGGCAAAGAACUGAACCAGGAGUCCAGUAGCACAGCUCCUGGUUCAGAGGUGACUGUUAAACAGGAGCCAGCGAGUCCUAAGAAGAAUAAUAAUAAUGCACUACUUCGCUACUUGCUAGAUAAAGAUGAUACUAAAGAUAUUGGUUUACCAGACAUACCCCCAAAACUGGAGCGGUUGGACAGUAAGACAGACCCUUCUGGUAGCACAAAGUUAAUAGCUAUGAGGACGGAAAAAGAAGAGAUAAGCUUUGAGCCUAACGAACAGCCAGGCAGUGAAUUGGAUAACUUGGAGGAGAUUCUGGAUGACCUGCAGAACAGCCAGUUACCACAGCUUUUCCCAGAUAGCCGCCCAGGCGCUCCAGCAGGCUCAGUCGACAAGCAAGCCAUCAUCAAUGACCUCAUGCAGCUCACCAGUGACAGCAGCCCCGGCACGGCUGUGGCCACCCAGAAACCAGCAAUGAGGAUUUCACAGAGCACUUUUAAUAACCCACGAGCAGGGCAACUGGGCAGGUUAUUACCAAACCAGAAUUUACCACUUGACAUCACCCUGCAGAACCCAACAGGUGCAGGAACUUUCCCACCCAUAAGAACGAAUAGCCCCUAUUCAGUGAUACCUCAGCCAGGACUGAUGGGGAGGAAUGAAGGGAUGAUAGGAAGUCAAGGAACUUUAGGCAACAGUAGCACAGGAAUGAUUGGUGGCAAUGCCCCUCGGCCUACCAUGACAUCUGGAGACUGGGGAAGCCAGACUCCUGCUGUGAGGGUGACCUGUGCACCCACAGCGAGUGCCAUGAACAGACCAGUGCAAGCAGGCAUGAUCCGCAACCCCACGGCCAGCAUCCCCUUGAGACCCAGCAACCAGCCUGGCCCGAGGCAGAUGCUUCCAUCUCAGGUCAUGAAUAUGGGGCCAUCGGAAUUAGAGAUGAAUAUAGGAGGACCUCAAUAUAGCCAACAGCAGGCACCUCCCAAUCAGACUGCACCAUGGCCAGAAAGCAUCUUGCCUAUUGAUCAGGCAACUUUUGGGAGUCAGAACAGGCAACCGUUUGGCAGCUCACCAGAUGAUCUCUUGUGUAAUCAUCCUUCAUCAGAGUCACCAAGUGAUGAGGGUGCUCUCCUGGAUCAGCUUUACAUGGCAUUAAGGAACUUUGAUGGUUUAGAAGAAAUCGACAGGGCUCUAGGAAUACCAGAACUAGUUAGCCAGAGCCAAACCGUCGACCCAGAGGCCUUCCCCAGCCAGGAUUCCAGCAUCCUGAUGGAGCAGAAGGCUCCGGUGUUCUCCCAGCAGUAUGCGGCGCAGGCUCAGAUGGCUCAGGGCAGCUACGCGCCCAUGCAGGACCCCAGCUUCCACCCCAUGGGGCAGCGCCCAGGCUACGCAGCCCUCCGCAUGCAGCCCCGGCCCGGCCUCCGGCCCACUGGACUCGUGCAGAACCAACCCAACCAGCUGCGGCUCCAGCUGCAGCACAGGCUCCAGGCACAGCAGAAUCGGCAGCCACUGAUAAAUCAGAUCAGCAGUGUCUCCAAUAUGAAUCUGUCAUUGAGACCUGGAGUGCCAACACAGGGCCCCAUCAACGCACAGAUGCUGGCACAGAGACAGCGGGAGAUCCUGAGCCAGCACCUGCGGCAGCGGCAGAUGCAGCAGCAGCAGCAGCAGCAGGUGCAGCAGCGGACGCUGAUGAUGCGAGGCCAGAGCUUGAGCAUGACCCCCAGCAUGGUGGCUGCCGGUGGCAUUCCUGCAACCAUGAGCAAUCCACGGAUCCCACAGGGAAAUGCACAGCAGUUUCCAUUUCCUCCAAACUACGGUAUUAGUCAGCAGCCUGAUCCAGGCUUCACAGGGGCCACCACUCCUCAGAGUCCACUGAUGUCCCCAAGACUGGCUCAUACACAAAGCCCUAUGAUUCAGCAGACUCAGGCUAAUCCUGCCUACCAGUCCUCUACAGAGAUGAAUGGGUGGGCACAAGGGAAUAUGGGUGGAAACAGCAUGUUUUCACAACAGUCCCCACCACAUUUUGGGCAGCAAGCAAGCACCAGCAUGUACAAUAAUAACAUGAACAUCAGUGUAUCCAUGGCAACCAACACAAGUGGUAUGAACAACAUGAACCAGAUGACAGGGCAGAUCAGCAUGACCUCAGCGACCUCUGUGCCUACAUCAGGGUUGUCCUCCAUGGGUCCUGAGCAGGUUAAUGAUCCUGCUAUGAGGGGAGGCAAUCUCUUUCCAAACCAGCUGCCUGGAAUGGAUAUGAUAAAGCAGGACGGAGAUGCAACACGGAAAUACUGCUGACCCUGAAGGUGGUUCGGUUGCUGCUUUCUUCAGACGAUUGGGCUCCGGGCCCCAAAUCCUUACCGGUUUGAAGAGCUGCGGCUGUUUGUCGUGACCCAGCUGAGCUGCCAGCGCCGGUGGCGGCUGCCGACGGGACUCAGCCCCGCCUCCCCGAGGGGAGCCGGGCGGUCGGGGCCCUCGGAAGAGCAUCCUCUUCUUCGACAGUCUGAAGCUACUCGCGUACAGACAGUUGCUCAGUCUGUUCACUGCAUUCACCUUAGUGCAACUUAGAUCUCUCCUGCAAAAGUAAAUGUUAACAGACGACUUUCAUAAACCGUGUCAGAUUGAAUGUAUUUAAAUGUUCGUAUUUAAGAAAAAAACAAACAAACAAGCAAGCAACCAUGCUCUCCUGUUUCUGUUUAGUUCUAGACCUCGGGGUUUGUUGGGUUUUUUUUGUUGUUGUUGUUUUUCGCUUUUGUUUUCCCUGGCUUACUCGGUCUGGUGCAAAGGAUUCAGUUCCGUCUGAAAACUGGUGUUUUAGACUAAGGCCUGCAUUUUGGGGCGGAGAGGAGGCGUGGAGGAGGGUGUAGAAGCAACGUCUGGUACAUUAAGAGACCUCCGAUGGGCACGUUCCGCUGACAAGGAGUCAGAGAAGACGAACCAAUGUAGAAAACUAUACAGACCAAUUUUGAAUGGGGUUUAAGUUGUAAAACAGAUGAAAAAUACCCUGUGAGAGGGAUGUUUGUAAGGGACGUUUCAGCUGGGCUUUGGGGUAAUGUUUAUAAUGCAAGUCAUGAAUCCAAAAAUACAAGUUGGUUACAUUCUUAUUUAAUUAAAUAUCUAACAAUCAGCAAAGCCUGAUUUUAAUUUUUUUUUUUUUUUUUUUUUUUUGUAACCUGGCUUUCCUGACCACUGUCAUCCUCUUCUUGUUACUAAUAGAAUAAAAGAACAGGUUACUCCUUUAUUUCCCUAGGUGUGUUUCUAGCAAUCUGGACAACCAGUUACUGGAUGCUGAACAACAAAGUUCGAUGGUAAUGCAUGUACUGAUUAUGAUAGUGGCAGAAUUGGUGCAUAAUAUCAAAGAGCUCAAGAUACCUGCUUCAAAGCAUGAUAAUUUCUGGUUCCCAUCCCCUUUAGCUGGGAAAAUAACCAUUCCCAUAAUACCUAUAGCAGAUAUCACUACAGACUUCACCGCUAUUGCGUGUUUCUCAUUAUUUUAAAGCAGUGUGGACUACGAGGACGUUUUGUAAGGUACAUAAAAUCCAGUUUAUAUGUAAACAAGCAAUAAUUUAAGUUGAAAACUUAAGUGUUUUACUUGUAUAAUUUUUGUGAGAUAUACAUGUUGUGAAGUUGAUUCCAAAUGAGGUACUUCAGUAUUAAAUUAGAUAUCUUCUUAGCCGUGUGUGUCUCCUGGAAAAGUGUUUUGUAAAGGAUCACAAUGCCUUGAUUAGACCUAAUUUGUAGGCUUGAGACUUCUCAUUUUCUAAACCUUGUGAUUCUGCUCAUAAUACCAUUUAACUAAUCUAUAUUAUAUGCAGCCACUGUAGGAACCAAUUCUUGAUUUUUGUACGUUUAUAUCCUUUCGUAACAAAUCUUAGACAAACUGUUACUAAGCAGUCCACUGUUAGAGGGUGGGGGUUUUCCUUGCCCACUGUGGUUGGAAUAAUCUUUUACUAAACUGAGAUCAGUUUCUGAGGACUUGAAAUAUUAAGAAAUUGAUGGGUUUGACCUCUGUUUUCUUUCAACUGACCCCCAAUCCACAAACUUUCUAACCUGAACGCAAAUUUUUUUGAUGUCCUGUAAAAUGCAAUCCAUUUUAUAAUAUCUCAUCAGCCAUGUCUUUUGGGAGUGAAAAGUUUAUUCUCUUGUCAUUUAGUUCGGUUUGGUUUUCAGGUAGGAGCUCAUAUGAAAUAUCAGCUAUUCUGUAUUAAAGUGGAAGAAAAUGUGAUAAAGAUGGUUUGAAACAGAUUUUUCCUGUAGAAGGCUUUUGGUGAAAGCCCAGGAAAUGUACAGUUGUGUUUGUCCUUAAGGAGGGCAGUGCCACCAUUCCGGAGAAACAUCCUUCAGCUCUCACUGUUCUGAUACCCAACUCAAACAGAACAUGUAGUCAGCUGAGCCAUCAUCUCACCUGCUGAUGGGAAAACAAAAUAACUCAGCCCUGAGCUCCACAGUCUCAUUGCUACAAUGACAGUUGUGUUAAACUUGUAUCAUAUAUCUGACCAAAAAAAAAAUUUAAGUAAGAAAUGUAUACAUCUGAAGAAAUUAACUUCAUGCACCACAGAGUGUAAAUGAGUUUUACAAUAAUUUUGCUUCUAUUCCAUUCUGGUUUGGUUUUUGACUGUAACCUCUGCAAAUAGAUUGUUCUUUUUCACAGUGGACAAAAUAAUUUAAAUUUGUCCCAUUUCAUGGCAGACCUGCAAACCCUUCUCAUCUGUAGUAAUUAUGAUACUUCAUCAUCCAUUGCCAUUUUGGAAGAAAGGAGAUUGUACCUACUGCUUUGGCUCAGUUUGGAUUCAUUGUGACUUUAGUCAUCUUCUAGCUAAUGAAAGAGAAAAGUGAGUGAAAGAAUCUUCUGAUCAUAUUGAUCACUAUAGAAACAAAAAAAGCCAAAUCAAUUCCCUUCAUUAUCAGUAUUUUUCAUCCUGUAUACAGUAAAUUUGUCAGCAACAGUACUUGGAUUUUGUUUAACAGAACAAUUAAUCAGUGUUCUACUUACAUUACUAAAUGUGAAAGGUGCAUAAUGUGAAAAAUAAGCAUAUAUACAUGGUCGUACGACCUGUUUAAGUGUUCAUGUAAUGUGGUAAGUUUAAAAAGUAAAGUGAGCUGUUUUGCUACAACAAAUUAAUUUGUACUCGAUCUUUAAAAUAUUGUCCCACACCGGUAUCCCUUUGGGCCUGGAUUAAUUAAAAGCAAUGUUUUUGCAGUUUAUACAAUACAUUUUUUAAUCUUUGUUUAAAAGCGUAAUUCAUAUGGGCUUAACAGAUGAAAUGGGUGGCACAGCUCCACUUGCAGAACCCAAAGAUACACAAUCAGUUUUGAAAUGCAACUUAAGCCAUUAAUUGUUGGUGUGAAUUUAAAAGUUUUCUAGUAUUUGUAUGGUAGUAUGCUGCCUAAGAGCAAAAGCAUUCUCUGCACAAAAGAAAAUUUACUGUAGUGGCUUUGAUUUUAAUUAGAAUUUUCUCCCUGGUGUUUCUUUGUAGACUAAAACAAAAUCUUUUAAGUUUCUUACUACAGGUAAAAGCUAUGUGCAAGAACCUCAAAAUGCUAAAAUCUAGCAUAAUGCCUUAGAUCUGUUUUUAAGUCUUGUAUAUUCCUACAUAGCUGUCUGAUGUAUUAUAUUUGUAUAGUGAAUUGUGUACAAUUUUGGAAUAAGUGCAUCAUCACUUAACCUUUAUGUUGUUGAAUAGAGAUGAUGGACACAUUUCUUCAAACAUUUACUGUCAUUUAAUUUUUUCCCUUUACGUCAUUUGUGGGUUUUAUUUGUACAGUUCAUCAUGAAGUUGCAUCUGAGAUGUGUGUAUAUGAAAAGAUUAUACAAGGGUAAAAUUAAGCAAUAUAUAAACUAUGGUUCUUCAGGAGAAAGCUUACAGUGUUUCAGGUUGUGAUUUAUUUUCAAAAUGGAGUUGACUCUGAACAUCACUUUGUUCACCUGCAUUGAUGUUUGUAUUUCUAGUGUGAGCAGUUUAUGCAAAGGUAGAUAUAUUCAGAGAAAUUUUAAAUACAUUUAUGCAAGUUAAUAUUGCUUUGCUGAUGCUGUUUGCUUAUUUGAUGUUAAAUAAUGCUAUUGUAAAUAAAGAAUUCUGUUGUUAUUGCAUCAUUUAAUAAAUUUUAAUGCCUUCGGGUUUUACAUGGCUUUAGAGAUUU